AUGGAUAUCCCAAUAGUUAUAUUUCCGUCACCUGAGCAGUCCGUCUAUGCAGCAAACCGCUUGCUACCAGCUUUUGACAUUGCCUACCAGACGAUCUCCGAGCGCGUUCAGAGUGGCAAGUAUGCAAACUUCACCAUUAGUUGGGUCUAUUACUCGACCGGGUGUAGCCACAACGAGCGCUUAUCAGUGGGAAUGGCGGCUGAGCGGUAUUUUUUCGAGAACGCGGCGGCGUUUUUUGGGCCGACUUGCAGCAACAACUUGCUGAGUGUGGCUGAUUUUGCCUCGUUUUACAACAUAACCGUACUCUCUGGAAGCGCGAGCUCGCAUGAUCUCGACGAUAAAGAGCGAUUCCCUACCCUGACUCAGACGGUCUACAAACCGACGGCGAUGGUCAACUUCGUGAAUGAACUUUUCAAAGAGUUUGAAUGGACAUCCUGCGCUAUGAUCAGAGGCGGUUCUGACGUAUUUAAUCUCGCCGGAGAAGCGUUCGAAGAAAUAAUGCAGAGAGCGGGGCGUUCGGUUUUCAUCAUUGAGUUGAAUGAUACCAACAAUGACUAUGUGCACACUUUGCAACAAACUCGAGAAGACUACCGAAUUAUCUUCAUAAGUGCCGAUGGAAACGCCGUCCGAAAUAUAAUGAAAACCGCUUAUGACCUUAAAAUGAUUUCUGGUAAUUACGUCUUCAUCAGCUACCAUCCGUUCAACAAUACCGGCGACUUUGGUGAUGACUCCUGGAAUCAGGGUGAUGAAUACGACGAGAAGCUGAAAGAGGCUUAUCAAUCACUGCUGACGAUUCGUCUGUACGAACCCAAAACUCCCGAUUACGUUAAGUUUCAAAAAGAGAUGAACUUGCGGAUGAUGAGAGACUACAAUUACGUUCCCGAUGCUGGAAACGAGGCCAAUUUCUUCGAUGAUUCUUUUCACGACGCCCUCAUACUCUACUCUCUUGCGAUCAAUGAGACGAUACACGAGGGAGGUGACAUCAGGGAUGGUCGCGCUCUAAGGAAGAAGAUGUGGAACCGAACAUUCAAAGGUAUUGCUGGCGACGUUAUAAUGACUGAAAACGGCGACAGAGUUUCAAUCUACUCUCUUUGGGACAUGACUGAUACAGAAAAGGGCAUUUUCGAGGUGGUGGCAGAUUAUCAUAAAUCUACCGGCAAAAUCAAUUUCACUGAUCCCGUGAAAAGGGUUCAAUUUCAUGGUCUCCGACCCGGAUACGACGCUCCGUGGGAUUCGCCAGGAUGUGGUUUCUACGAUGAGAAUCCUACAUGCGUGACAGGUUCGGAUAACACUGUUGUGUUGGUAUCGACCAUCGUGCCAGUAUGUCUAUUACUCAUCUGUUCCAGUGUGAUGUAUGCUUUGUACAGGAAGAUGAAGUUCGACUCCGAGCUGACGAAUCUGUCAUGGAAAAUCUACUACAAGGAUUUGGUUUUUAAUCAUAUUUCCAAGUCGGUUGCAUCCUCAAUCCGCUCAUUCUCAAUAGCAAGCACGGGUACUGAUACCAACAACCGGAAGCAGAUUUUCACCAAAGUGGCUCAAUAUGAGGGCCGUCUAGUCGCCUUGAAGCCGAUGAAUAACGCUGAAUUACACUUGACCAGAGUCGUACUGCUGGAGUUCCGACACUUGCGGAAGCUUGAACACAGCAACGUGGUGCGUUUUGUUGGAAUAUGUGCCGAUGGACCCGAUGAUAUCAAGAGGAUGAUCAUCACAGAGUACUGCCCAAAGGGUAGUCUACAGGACAUUCUGGAGAACGACGCUUUGAAGCUCGAUGUGGACUUCAAGUCUUCUAUGCUGAUUGACGUUAUCAAAGGGUUGAGUUUUCUUCACAACAGUGAGCUUGAACUUCAUGGGAGGUUGCGCUCCUCCAACUGCGUGGUAGACAGCCGAUUUGUGGUCAAAUUGACGGAUUUCGGUCUCCAUUCAUUUCGAGAGCUGUCCUUGGACGAAGCAUUAGAACCGACUCAGUUGAAAAAAUCACUUUGGAAGGCUCCGGAACAACUGAGAAAUCCAAUCCUGAAGGUCAAGAAGGAGGGAGAUAUUUAUGCUGUAGCAAUCAUUAUGCAGGAAGUCAUGAUGAGAGGGGUACCGUUUGAAUAUGAGCGCAAGCACAAUGAGGAUAUCCAAGUUAUUUUAGACAAGGUCCGAUCUCGUUCCUCGCCACCAUUUCGCCCCUACGUUCCUAACGAUGCUUGCACUCCCGAUAUGUACGCCAUCAUGACGCAAUGCUGGCACGAAAAUCCCAUGGAAAGACCUACUGUGGAUGAACUGCUAACGGUUAUGAAGAAGUUAUUCAAAAACGUCUCAGGAGGUAUCCUGGAUAACCUGCUAGCUCGUAUGGAGUCAUACGCCAGUAACUUGGAAGGUCUUGUGGAGGAGAGAACCUCUGCUUUCUUGGAAGAGAAGAAGAGAGCCGAGACGCUCCUCUAUGAAGUCUUGCCGAAGUCUGUAGCCGAUCAGCUUAAAAUGGGAUCCACGGUUCACCCAGAGUCUUAUGACAAUGUGACGAUUUUCUUCAGUGACAUCGUGGGAUUCACUGCGCUUUCAUCAGACAGUACCCCUAUGCAGGUUGUUACACUGCUGAACGACCUGUACACGUGUUUUGAUGAGAUCAUUGGCAACUUCGACGUAUACAAAGUUGAGACAAUUGGAGACGCCUACAUGGUGGUGUCAGGCCUGCCAAUCCGCAACGGCAAUGACCAUGCGCGAGAAAUCGCCAACAUGGCGCUGUCAUUGCUUGUGGCAGCGGGAACAUUCAAAGUGAGGCACAAACCAGAAUGGAAGCUUCAACUACGGGCUGGCAUUCACUCAGGUCCAUGCGUGUCUGGAGUGGUUGGUCUGAAGAUGCCCAGAUACUGCCUGUUUGGUGAUACAGUCAACACAGCGUCCAGGAUGGAAUCAAACGGAGAACCUCUGAAGAUCCACAUCAGCCACACUACCGAAGUGAUCCUAGACUCUUUCAAGGAGUUCAUCAUUCAGGAACGAGGGGAAGUAGAGAUGAAGGGGAAAGGAAUGCAGAAAACAUUCUGGCUGCUUGGUCGGAGGAAGUGGAAGUGACUGAAGAAAAGGGACAGCACCGUGGCAAGAAAUUGGAAAAGCUGCACUUUAAUUUCUAUUUAACGUCGUAUCACAAAAACUCUGGAGCGAUUAUGCACAAAUGCAAUGAGCCGAAAAUAAAGGGAAUUGUUCUUAAAGGCACUGAACACUAAUUGUAAUUACUCAAAAUAAUUGUUAGAAAAACUUACUUGGUAACGGGCAUUGCAGAGCUGUUCAUUAAAGUAAAAGAACAUUGUGAGAAAUGGCUUCCUCUAAUGCCGUUUUUGAGAAAGAGAUAAUUUCUCGUCUAAAUAUUAAAAGUGUAGCCCACAUCUUUAAAUGACCUAUAGGCUUUGUGUGUCUGGCGACUUGCAAAAAAAAAAAUGUUUUGAAUGUAACGUGAGAACAGUUAUGUAAUAAACCAUU
Messenger RNA from Asterias rubens (European starfish), 3459 nucleotides. Its product is annotated as atrial natriuretic peptide receptor 1-like. Bases 1 to 3054 code for a protein of 1017 amino acids. The record is from RefSeq and is a predicted model, not a curated record. Gene Ontology annotation, biological process: intracellular signal transduction; protein phosphorylation; receptor guanylyl cyclase signaling pathway. Gene Ontology annotation, cellular component: membrane. Gene Ontology annotation, molecular function: guanylate cyclase activity; protein kinase activity; peptide hormone binding. The transcript is spliced from 22 exons. NCBI's taxonomy places the organism in Eukaryota, Metazoa, Echinodermata, Asteroidea, Forcipulatida, Asteriidae.